Molecule: messenger RNA, 1183 nt
Organism: Strongylus vulgaris
Lineage: Eukaryota; Metazoa; Nematoda; Chromadorea; Rhabditida; Strongylidae
Source: the annotation of a GenBank genome assembly
GCUUUCUAUAAUUUAGUAUUAUUGCUAUUCUAUCAUUCGUGUAACAGACGUAAUUGAUCAUCGCGAUCAUCUUUUACAAAUUCUUGUUGAAGGCGUUGCGUUGGUUCAGGUAGAAGAUGUUAUCGCGGUUAGCAUAUGGAUCCAGAUUCAUCGUGUUUUAGCCCCAUGCGUUCGGCGAUUUUCUGCCACAAUGUCGCUUAAUCAAGCGGUAAAGGUUGAGAACAAAGGUGAUGUAGCCGUCAUUAAAAUGGACUUGGCGAACACUAAGGAGAAUGUCCUUAACGAAGCUUUAGCGGGAGAUCUCCAAGCUGCCUUUGACAAGGUAGAGCGUGACACUACCGUAAAGGCUAUUGUUUUGAUGUCCGGAAAGCCGAACAGUUUUGUGGCCGGAGCUGAUGUGGGAAUGUUAAGCAAAGCAAAAACUCCUCAGGAAGGAACUGCUAUCUCUAAGAAGGCUCAAGAACAAUUCGAAAAAUUGGAAAGGUCUGGGAAACCCAUUGUAGCAGCGAUCAUGGGCAGUUGUAUGGGUGGAGGACUGGAAUUAGCUAUGGCGUGCCAAUAUCGUAUAGCUGUGAAUGACAAAAAGACACAACUUGCAUUGCCUGAGGUUAUGCUCGGACUACUUCCGGGAGCUGGAGGUACUCAACGACUUCCAAAACUUGUAUCGUUGCAAAAUGCACUCGACAUGAUGCUCACUGGAAAGAAAGUCAAGGCUGACAAGGCAAAGAAAAUCGGUCUAGUUGACUCAGUGGUGCAACCGCUUGGUGACGGACUUGCAUCAGCCGCAGUUAACACUCACAGGUAUUUAGAGGAAGUAGCAGUAGAUACAGCUCGAAAAUUGGCUAAAGGUUCAUUGAAAGUAAAUAGAGAGAAACCAAUGCUACAGAAGGUCAUGCAGAAGGUUAUGACAAACUCAUUCGUUCUCGAUAAGGUGGUGCUGAAGAUGGCUAAGGACAAGAGCUUUGGUGAACUUACCCAAACUUACCAAUCUAAAGCACUAGUAGGAUUGUUCACGGGAUCGACCGAAUGCAAGAAGAAUAAGUAUGGUAAAGGACUGCCAGUAAAAGAAGUAGCUGUUGUGGGCGCUGGACUGAUGGGAGCUGGUAUUGCCAACGUUACCAUCGAUAAAGGACUGAAGUGCGUAUUGCUGGAUAUGAAUGAGAAGGUGGAUGCUUCCUUUUGA